AUGUCGCAGUACGAGUUGGGCAACCUAUCUUCCCAGCAGAAUCUCACCGCAACCCAUCAUGGGGUCGAUGUACAAACCAACACAUCCUCAUCUACUAGAGCUGAUGGGUUCUUCAAAACAUUCUUGAGGACAAUCGGUCUCAAAGUUGUCACAUUCUUUAAUCGGGAGGAGAAGCCCAAAGUCCUCAUCAAGAAAUCGCGUCCCGUUGCGAUAGCGCGCUGCGCGGUUCAUGUGAUACCUGCGCUGCUUACUAUUGGACUCAGCGCGGUAAACUUUGUCGGUUUCUUCAUCGGAGGAGAGCUGCAAGGCAAACAGAAUGACGACUCUUUCAAACUAGGUCUACUCCAGAUCGCAACAAAAGUACAGGAGCUUCUGAUCGUGGCAAGCAUUGGGACUAUUAUUUUCCACUGCCUACGCUCCGAGGUUAUGUUUGGUCCUGGACUGCCUCUUGGUCUCCUCGUUUCUGGGUACUCGUUCUCAUCCAUAUCGUAUGUUGAAAUGUACCCUAGUAUGGCCCUUGACUAA
Molecule: messenger RNA, 525 nt
Organism: Fusarium musae
Lineage: Eukaryota; Fungi; Ascomycota; Sordariomycetes; Hypocreales; Nectriaceae
Exons: 1
Coding region: 1-525 (174 amino acids)
Source: RefSeq, a predicted model, not a curated record